This is a messenger RNA of Myripristis murdjan (pinecone soldierfish), 1204 nucleotides long. RefSeq names its product Ts translation elongation factor, mitochondrial (gene tsfm). The record is from RefSeq and is a predicted model, not a curated record. Gene Ontology annotation, biological process: mitochondrial translational elongation. The coding region runs from base 84 to 1013 and encodes 309 amino acids. Gene Ontology annotation, molecular function: protein binding; translation elongation factor activity. NCBI's taxonomy places the organism in Eukaryota, Metazoa, Chordata, Actinopteri, Holocentriformes, Holocentridae. The transcript is spliced from 6 exons.
UACACAGCGUGACUGUCAAUGACAUCCCGACUAGCAUAGGGCUUUCAUAAGUGAGGUAGUCCUGUUUUCAGAAAGGAUUUAGGAUGUCGUUAAGCUUCUUUUUCAGAGCAAUUAGGACAGAAGUUUCAAAGGUCAGUGUUGGCCAGCAUGUUCAUUCCUUACACACAAGCUGCCAGCUUCUGGCUGCUGAUAAAGCCCUCCUGAUGAAACUACGGAAAAGCACCGGCUACACCUUCACUAACUGCAAGAAAGCCCUGGAGAAGUUUGACAAUGACAUAAAACAGGCAGAGUCCUGGCUGCAUGAGCAGGCCCAGAAGGAGGGCUGGAGCAAAGCAAACAAGCUUGAGGGCCGGAAGGCUAAAGAGGGUCUGAUUGGCCUGUUUGUUGGAGAUAAAGCUGCAGUUAUGGUGGAGGUUAACUGUGAGACAGACUUUGUUGCCCGUAACGAGAAGUUCCACCAGCUGGUGAAGGACGUGGCGUUUGCCACCUUGGCUCACAACCAAAAUAAAAUCAAAAGCCAGACAGGAUAUAUGAAGAGUUUGCUUACAGGUGAUGAAUUAUCUAAACUCAGUGUGGCUGAAGGAGCUUCACUGGCUGACCAUGUGGCCCUCACAAUAGGUCGUCUGGGUGAGAACAUGGCGGUGAAGCGGGCGGUGACAGUGGGUGUUCCUGCUGAGUGGCACAUCGGCUCAUAUGUGCAUGGCGGUGUGGCUGGCCAGACCGACGUGCUCAUGGGGCGGUAUGGUGCCUUGGUGGUAUUCCAGGGUGGAAAGGAGGGAGCUCAAGAGGUUUUAGGACGCAAGCUGGGACAACACAUUGUGGGAGAGGCGCCUCUGUCCCUGGGCAACAUGGAUGACCUGCCCUGCGGUGAGAGUGAGACACGCUUGCUGCCCCAGACCUUCCUACCAGACCCCAGCAGGACGGUGGCACAGUUCCUCAGGGGACAAGAGGCCCGAGUGCUGGACUUUGUCCGAUUUCAGUGUGGCGAGACAGCCAGUGAAGGAGCAGAAUGAAAAGAAGGAGACUGUUUAUCUGAAAGUGAUUCAUCAUGUGUCUGUAUUUCCAAGGAGGAUGAAGCUGUUCAAUCUAAAUCAUACUCACAGCCAUGAUGAAUUUGUGAGCUGAGUAUGUACUAGGCCUGCCAACACACUCAUGCUGUGUGAUGAAAUGAACUUCCCAACAAUAAAAUUUUGCUCAGCUGUGA